AGGAUUACGACAAAUAUUUCGUUAAGAAUAAUAUUUUUGUGAAUUAAAACUAAAAUUAUUUUUGGUACUUAAAAUUGAACAAUAUGUUAACUGGUUGGAAAUUACUUUUAUCAAAAUGUUUUCUUAUACCGCAAAGAGUUGUAUUGGCAAUAAUGGGAUUUUUUGCAAUAGUAAAUGCAUAUACAAUGCGUAUAUGUUUAUCAGUAGCAAUAACCGAAAUGGUUGCCAAAAAGAAUAAAACCAACGCUUACAUAUCUAGUGAAAUGGAUCCACAAACACAUUUAUUUGAUUGGUCAGAACAGCUUCAAGGUACAAUAUUAUCAUCAUUUUAUUGGGGUUAUGUAAUAACACAUUUACCAGGAGGUUAUUUAUGUGAAAAAUUUGGUGGAAAAUGGGUUUUAAGUUUAGGAAUUUUAUCUACUGCAAUAUUUACUUUAAUAACACCAGUAGCUAUAAUUGAAGGUGGUUCUGGUGCACUUAUUGCUGUUCGAGUUUUAAUGGGCUUAGGUGAAGGUACAACAUUUCCAGCUUUAUCAGCACUAUUAUCACAAUGGACACCGUUAGGUGAAAGAGCAAAAUUAGGUGCAUUAGUAUUAGGUGGAGGUCAAAUUGGUACAAUUAUUGGAAAUAUGGUUUCUGGUUUAUUAUUACAUAGUUUCCAUUGGGAUUCUGUAUUUUAUUUCUUUGGUGCUUUAGGUGUUUUAUGGUUUAUCUUAUUUACAUUGUUAUGUUAUAGUGAUCCAAAUUCACAUCCCUAUAUCUCAGAUAAAGAGAGAGAUUUCUUAGCAAAAGAAUUAGGUUCAAUUGAACGUAAUAAAAAUUUACCACCAGUACCAUGGAAAUAUAUAUUUACAAGUGCACCAAUGUGGGCAUUAAUUGUUGCACAAAUUGGACAUGAUUGGGGAUUUUUUGUAAUGGUUACCGAUUUACCAAAAUAUAUGGCGGAUGUAUUAGAAGUUUCUGUUAAAGAAAAUGGUUUAUAUUCAUCUUUACCAUAUGCUGUUAUGUGGGUUGUUUCAAUAUUAUCAGGAUUUGUUGCUGAUUGGAUGAUAACAAGAGGAAUAAUUGGUGUUACAUUAUCUAGAAAAUUAUGUACAAUUAUUGCUGCUGUGGGUCCUGGUAUAUUUAUGGUAGCUGCAUCAUAUGCUGGUUUAGAUAUUGGAUCAGUUGUUGCAUUAUUUACAAUAUCUAUGGGUAUUAUGGGUACAUUUUAUUCGGGUAUGAAAUUAAAUCCAUUAGAUUUAAGUCCAAAUUACUCAGCAACAAUUAUGGCAAUAACAAAUGGAAUUGGUGCAAUAACUGGUAUUAUAGUACCAAUAAUGGUUGGAGCAAUGACACCAAAUGCUAGUUUAGAAGAAUGGAGAUUAGUAUUUUGGAUUGCAUUUGCAGUUUUUGUUGCAUCAAGUAUAGUAUAUGCAAUUUGGGCUUCAGGUGAAGUACAACCAUGGAAUGAACCGGAAAAUCUAAAACCGAGAUUAAUUGAAAAUGGUAUUGAAGAUGACAAAAUAGAUACAUCGGACAAGAAUAAAUCGAAUGCUUAGAUCUAUUUUAGUAUUUAUUUUCUUUUUUUUAGGUUAUUGAUAAUAAUUAUUUAUUAAAGAAAAAUAAAGAUUUUUAGCAUAGAGAGGAAGCAAACAAAAGUUAAUAUUUUUAUAAAUUAACUGUUUUGAUCAAUAAUAUUGCGAUUAUAAAUAUUGUUACUCGUCGAAUAAGGCACACAUUAAAUAUUAAUUUUUUUUUUAUAUCAUAAAGCAUAUUUUAAAAUAAAAUUUUAUAUUGCAAUCAAUAGAUUAUUAAGUAGUAAAUUUCAACAAUCUAUCCGAUUUCAAAAUUAAUCCAAUGGGCGUCAUAAAUUCAAAGAAAUAUGCUUUUUUUUUAUAUGUUAAAUUUUAAACAAAAAAUAUAUACUUGUAGUGAAGCUUAUAAAUUGAUAUUAUCAUAAUCGCAUUGGUUUAUAAACCAAUUAAUUGACUUUUGUUUGUGACCAAAUUUUAAUCGCAGAACAAAAAAGAUCAUCAAGUACAAAGAAUUUUCAUACUAGCAAUUUAAAAUUAAAAUUAAUUGCUUAUAUUGUAAAUUUAUAAUAAGUAUAUAAGCAGUUAAUGCUAAUUACAAGAUCCAUGUAUUAUAAUUUAAGAAAACCAUAUUUUAAUAAAAGAAUUUAGGUAUUUGUUACAAUUUUUGACUGUAGAAAAAUAUAUAAAUAUUGCUUAUAUAUAAAUUGAUAUCAUAGAAUAAAACAUCUAAUUAAUUGAAUGUUUUAAAGUAUUUUAGCUUAAAUAAAAAUAUAAGAGGGUAUCAAAAUCAUUGUGAAUCCAAUGCCAAUUUACUUCAUUAGUACUGGACUCCUUAUAGAAUAUAAAUAAUCAAUAUUAUUAUAUAUGUACUUAAAAAAUCAUGUUACUCAGUCAGGAAUUUUGUAAUUAUCUCUUGAAUACAAAAAUCAAUUAUAGACAAUAUUAUAAUAUGAAACUGUGUUAUUUAAAUAAAUUUAUAUAAUCGCACCGUUUAAAGGU
Condylostylus longicornis is the source of this 2516-nucleotide messenger RNA. Its product is annotated as putative inorganic phosphate cotransporter. Gene Ontology annotation, cellular component: membrane. NCBI's taxonomy places the organism in Eukaryota, Metazoa, Arthropoda, Insecta, Diptera, Dolichopodidae. Gene Ontology annotation, molecular function: transmembrane transporter activity. Bases 84 to 1541 code for a protein of 485 amino acids. The record is from RefSeq and is a predicted model, not a curated record. The transcript is spliced from 6 exons. Gene Ontology annotation, biological process: monoatomic anion transport; transmembrane transport.